This is a messenger RNA of Ylistrum balloti, 1481 nucleotides long. Its product is annotated as protein sidekick-2-like. NCBI's taxonomy places the organism in Eukaryota, Metazoa, Mollusca, Bivalvia, Pectinida, Pectinidae. Gene Ontology annotation, molecular function: protein binding. The record is from RefSeq and is a predicted model, not a curated record. The annotation marks the transcript as partial. The transcript has 9 exons.
CAAGAUUACAGAUUUAAAAACUUACAAUACAACAUCAUCUACAAUAACAAUUUCGUUUAACGAACCACAACCAAGCACUGGUCCAAUAACGCAAUACGGUAUACAGUACGUGUACCAAGAACGAGUCUGUAACAAUGGUUUGAGGUCAGGUCAGAAUACCAUAACAAACCAUACCAAGUGUACGCCCUCUAGUGAUCGUCCGACUGUCUGCUCUCUAGACAAUCUCUAUCCCUACUGGAACUAUAAUAUAAGUGUGAGGGCAUACACCAUAAAAGGACCCGGUGACUUGAGCGACCCUAUAGUAAGCCAGACAGCCGAGGACAAGCCGAGUCCUAUAAAUAACCUCCAUCACACCAAGGUCACAGCUUACAGUGUAACUCUGGAGUGGUCCGCGCCUUGUCCCCCUAAUGGCAUUAUCCAGGAAUACGUCAUACGCUGGAACAACAUGGAUAUCAACACAAGAAACAAAUCAGUGGCAUACCUAAAGAAGGACCUAAAGCCAUACAGGAACUAUACAUAUCAGAUAGCAGCUGUGACAGUGGCUGGUACUGGGGAGUACACCGAUGAACAAAUCGUCACAACAUUAACUGAUAUUCCACAUCCACCACGUAAUGUCACGGUUCCUACAAAGAUGGCUACCAGUGUUAGCGUUAAGUGGACAAGUCCAGAUUUAAAAACCGGACCUACCAGUUACACGGCCACGGCAAUAGAUGUACGAACAAACAGAAAUAUAUCAUCUUGUGGAACCCAUGGUUUCGACAAAACUGAAUGUACCAUAAAACACCUUAAGGAAUACUGGAACUACACCAUUUUCGUGCUAUCCUCCACAGUGAACGGAUCAACCAAUAGUACUCCAGUGUCCAUCACAACUGACCAAUCAGUACCCGGAAAAGUGACAGGUCUGUCUGUCAGUGCUCAGGAAAACGUAAUCAAGCCACGUACAGUCAACGUAACCUGUCAACCACCAGUAAAGAUGGAACUAAAUGGUAUAAUCACCGGGUACAUACUUACCUGGGGAUACUAUACGAUGAUUAAGAAUUCGAGUUCAUCGUGUCAUUGGUUCCUUGAUGUCGAUCCAGAAAAGACAUAUACAUUCACAGUCGUGGCAAGGACGAUAAAGGGACCUGGUAAAAACGCUUCGACAACGCUUUCUAUACCCGCAGGAGCUCCAUUGCUGGCAAAUGAGAGCGCGACAAUGAUAAAACUGGGGUCAUCUUCAGAUGUCAGCGACCCAGAAAAGCAAUUCCGGGUGGAUUUUGAUACCAAACUCGUGUGUAACACCAAAAACGGAAUCGUCUCAGCUCAUUACGUUAUUGUGUCUGAAUCAUCUCAAACUAACACUGUUCUAAUACCUUUCCGUGGAACUAAAACUUCUUAUGAAAGUCAAGUGAAAACCCGUUAUAAGCAUUGGAGCAAUGUAAAAGACGCAGACAACAUCACCCCAUAUGUAGCGUCCAGGUCCUGGGAUCCUUGUCCAAAAA